This is a messenger RNA of Thelazia callipaeda (thelaziosis nematode), 219 nucleotides long. NCBI's taxonomy places the organism in Eukaryota, Metazoa, Nematoda, Chromadorea, Rhabditida, Thelaziidae. The record is from the annotation of a GenBank genome assembly.
AUGCCUUUAUUUAAAAGAGAAAAAAGUAGCAAUGUAGAGAAAUGGAAUCGUUCUGCAGACGAGACAUCUGAAGAGAAAAGGUUUGUGUGUGUGUGGGGCGGUGAUGGCUUGCCAGGUGAGGCGGUACUGGCCUUGACAACACAGCUCUCUCAGUAUCAGCCUUCUGCCCCGCUCGUAAUUCCCACUUCUUGUCGAAACGUUACCGAUCGUUUCUCGUGA